This is a messenger RNA of Myzus persicae (green peach aphid), 2843 nucleotides long. It is a transcript of the gene Hydr2, whose product is annotated as abhydrolase domain-containing protein 2. The coding region runs from base 706 to 1917 and encodes 403 amino acids. Gene Ontology annotation, molecular function: acetylesterase activity; monoacylglycerol lipase activity. Lineage: Eukaryota; Metazoa; Arthropoda; Insecta; Hemiptera; Aphididae. Gene Ontology annotation, cellular component: sperm flagellum; sperm plasma membrane. Gene Ontology annotation, biological process: acylglycerol catabolic process; medium-chain fatty acid catabolic process; medium-chain fatty acid biosynthetic process. The transcript has 8 exons. The record is from RefSeq and is a predicted model, not a curated record.
GGGCGAGUACGCCUACCACUGACGCCGGUUAUCUCCUUAGCCUUUAUCACUCGCCAAUAAAAUAUACAUGAGUGUAUGAUUUUACAUGCAAAUAUGUAAUUUAUUAAAACGAUAUUUCAACAAAGUGCAAUGCUGCAGAGUUUUAUUGCUCGAAAGAUGGAGAUCUGACCGUCCGAAAAAAAAAAAUAAAAACCAUACGGCGGCGGUGUGUAGUGAAUCACGUAUUACGAGGACGCGCGCGCCGACCGACCGUCGACCGGCGGUGACUAGUGUGCGUGUGUGCCGUGCGUGUGUGUGUGUGCACCGUGUGUGUGUGUGUGAGCCGUACUGCCUUGGUGCCGUGUGCGUGCGUGUUUGCCGUGUGCGUCCGUGUCCGUCGUGUACGUUCCGCAAACUUUUUGAAUAAUUCACGACGCCCGCACACCGUAGGCAUUUUUUAUCAUCGUCGUCGUCGUCGACAGAGAAGUCAGGACCCGGCGAGUGGGCUGCUCAGAACGACGACGACUGCUCAUCCACACGUCGCGAAUACCGCUUUUCGGAGUACACACUCGAACGUGUUCCCCGAUAGUUUCGGAAGAUCCGAGUGCCAAGUCCGUGUUCUAUCGACACGAGAUCCUCUCCAUGACGAUCUGCGUCCACAGACACCAACGUCGCCACAACCACUGAUCCUAGUCGUAGGCGAACAAACGAUAUCGGCCGCGGAACAUGUCUGUGGCCGUUUUGACUGCCAUCGCGGUUUUCAUCAUCGCUGUGUUUCGUAUGCUCAACGUUUCCAGUCAACCUCAAAAACCAUCCUUCUUUUGCAGGGACAAACAGUUCCUCAACAGAGUCCUGAAAUUCGCGCCCCAACUUGAGGAACCAUAUGUACCAACUAGAUUGUGGGGAUUCAGUGGUCAUGUUCAAACUAUUUUGUACAGUGUUUUUGGUAGAGUGAGAUGUCCAUGUCCUAAAGGAGACCGAAGAUUCUUAAUUCUUGAUGAUGGAACUACACUUACAUAUGAUCUGUUUAAGCCAACUUUUAUUGAACCAGAACUAGAGGGCAUUACUGUAGUUAUAGUUCCUGGAAUUUGCAAUUCUUCAGAGAGUGAUUAUAUUCGAACAUUUGUUAAUUAUACUCAAAACCAAGGUUAUAGAUGUGCAGUUCUUAAUCAUGUGGGAGCUUUGCAUAAUGUACCUGUUACUGCUUCUAGAAUAUUCACAUAUGGUCACACAGAUGAUCUUCAUGUAAUGCUUUGCAACUUAUCAGAACAUUAUCCAAGUACUAAAAUUAUAAUUAUUGGAUAUAGUAUGGGUGGUAAUUUGGUUACUAAAUACCUUGGAGAAUCUCGUCAUAAUAGACCAAGUAGUGUUAUUGCUGGAGUAUCCAUUUGUCAACCUUAUGAUGCUUUGAAGGCAACUGGUGUUUUAUUACAUUGGCAAAACUUCCGAAGACUUUAUUUGUACGCAUUAACAGAAGCAAUAAAAGCUUUAAUUUUGAAACAUAGAAGUAAACUAUUGGCAGAUGACGUUAAAGAACGAUAUUCAUUAAUUGAAAAAGAUAUAAUAUCUGCUGCUACAUUACCAGAACUUGAUGAUGCUUAUACCAGAAAAGUCAAUAAUUUCAAAAACCUUCAUGAGUUUUAUCGAUGGUCGAGUUGCUUGCAUUACAUACCCAAUGUAAAAACGCCAAUGAUAUUUAUUAAUUCAAGAGAUGAUCCAUUGGUACCUGAAGAUUUAUUAAUACCUAUUCAAAAUUUUGCAAAAUCAAAAGAUAAUAUAUUGUACUUGGAACUGAUGCACGGUGGCCACCUUGGAUUUUUUGAAGGCGGAUUUAUGUAUCCUAAUCCUAUAGCAUGGUUGGAUCGGACUUUAGUAACAUUAUUGCCGGGUCUCAGGGAACAUUGUCUUGAUGAUAUGAAAAAAACAGCAGUUUACUGAAUUUAUCCAUCUUUAUCCACUAUAUACAAGUUUAUGUAUAUGUAUAUAUACUAUGCUGUAAAUGGGAUUUUUAUCAUUAUUUAUUACACUGCUAUUGAUAUAAUACCUGAUCUGUUAUAGAAUAUAAUAGAUAGUAGUAGGUAGCUUCAAAAAAUUAUGUGUUUGAGCUUAUAUUUCUUAAAUUUCAAAUUGAACCACUUUAAAUAAGCAAAAGUAGUGCAUAAACCCUACUCUUUAAUUAGCUUGUUAUUUGAGUAUACCUUUUUAUUUGUAUUAAUUAUAUAAAAACAUUAUUGUGAGUUAUAAUUUAUAUUUCACCUUAAUCCUUCUUCAAAUAUUUCUAAGACUUGAACUUAAAUUCUCACAAUUUACAUGAAUAAACUCUCUUUAUGUUUUCCUUAACUUUUUUUGUGUAUGUUUGAAUGCUUUGAGUUUCACGCAAACUAAAACUUUCUCAUCAUUUCAUUAAUAUACAUAACAUUUGUAUGUACUGACUAAUGUAUUAAUUUCACACAAUAAUACAUUAGCACCGUACUAUAAAAUAUUAUCUUAACCCCUCUUGUACAUAUUAUAUAUUAUAUAAUAUAUUCCUACGAAAUUUUUGAAUGACAUUCUAAGUGUUUACAAUUAAAGUAAUGAACUUUUUACCGAUAAUCAACUUUUUUCUGAAAAUUUUAAUAUGAAAUUAUACAUUUUAUUACUAUUAUCAUUUUAGGGAAUUAGAGUGUUUUUCGGUGAAAUUUACUUAUUAUUUAUAAAUUAACAACUGCGAAUUUUUUUAAAAAUAUUGUCUGUUAUAUUAAUUCGUUUUGUUUCAGUACUAUUUGUACUGAAAUAGAAUGCAUUUAUAUGAAAAUAUGAAAACAAUUUGUUAUUUUAACUUAAGUGUUGAAAAAAAUAUUUUUUUUGUUGUAAUUUAUCAACUU